Guyanagaster necrorhizus is the source of this 986-nucleotide messenger RNA. RefSeq lists its product as uncharacterized. The coding region runs from base 172 to 846 and encodes 224 amino acids. The record is from RefSeq and is a predicted model, not a curated record. NCBI's taxonomy places the organism in Eukaryota, Fungi, Basidiomycota, Agaricomycetes, Agaricales, Physalacriaceae. The transcript has 5 exons.
GUCUCCCAAGCUCUGGUUCCAGCAUCCUCGCACGAUUUCGACUCACCAUCAGAGGAGGAACCCUUGCGCUCUCCAGUUGUAUUGGCUCCAGCUCUUGUGGUACAGCGGAGUAGUGUUCAGAAAACUGGGGGGUCGAACACCGAUAAGGUUGAGAAACAGAACUUACUACCGAUGCCGCCACAGUCUCCGCCUCCGCCUUAUGGAUCUCGCUCUCAGGCUACGCCGCCACCUAGGCAGCCUGGCAACUACAUGACAAUCAUUCGAGAUUCGGGUCCCAUCAAGGAAAGCUUUCUCAUAGACCCCAUGCUCUCCGUUCCGUCAGAUCUUCUACCUCCUCUGACUCCUUAUGAAACGGAGAGCUGUAGGAACAAUCUUAACAUUGAGACAAAGUCGGGAGAAAUCGACACUGACAUUGAAGUCAUGAAGUCAGGCUGGUCGACCCGUUUCCGAGCCAACAUACGCUCUCGUGGCGACAUCGUGAUCCGUUUACGUUUACCCGGCACCGUCUCUCCCCACGAUCCGACUCGCCCAGGACCGCUGUGUGUUAUGGACGUCUAUGCGAGUUCGGGAAACAUCUACCUUUUGAUUCCGCGGAAGCGCAUGCAGGGACGAUUGAACGUUACCACUCGCGGCAAUGUCAUCUUUUCUCCCGCACUGCAGAAGGACUUGAAUAUCUUUAACGAGAGCGAAAAGCGGAGGGAGUGUUUUAUAGGGGAUUGUACUGCAUGGUCGGAGGAUUUGGGAGAUAAGAUCAACUUGGAAGCGAAAUCGGGAGGGGGGGUGUCGGUCCAGUAUAACGACGAACCAUUUGUGAAGCCAGAAAACGGAGAUUGUAUUGUUUCUUGAUUUUUUUUUUUCAAUUAUUGCAUGGCCCUAUACUCUUGGAGAUAGGGCUUGUUUUAUUACAGUGCCCAGUACUGUCUUGUCUUCUUGUAACUGUUGAUCCGUACACGUCCUCGACAGAGAUAUCAUAGUCAUGAAAUAAG